AUGUUUUUGCCGGCACGUUGGUGCCUGAUGAGUCUGCUCUUUGGCCUGGCCACAUGCCAGCGGAGCAGGCCACGACCGGAUCGAACUCAAGGGCGCACUUUGGGCCUAUUUGCACCGUUGCUAUUUGGCAAUGGUGGUUCAUUAUAUGAUGUGCCAGUUGGUAGCCAGAGUGGCGGUGCUGCUGCUGCUGCUGGCAGUGGUACUCAGUCGGAUCCGUACUAUGGAGGAGGAGGAGGAGGAGUAGGCGGUGGCUACAACAACUACUAUGGUUAUCGGCCAAACUACGGCUACGGCUUUGGCUAUUCCGGCUUCGGUCUGGGCUUCCCAGGCCUGGCUCAGAGCUUUUUUGGCUAUCCUGGCUAUGGGUAUUAUAGACCCAGCUAUAACUACAACAACUACGGCGGCUAUCAGCGACCCGUGCAGUAUCCCAGACCUAGUUAUAAUAAUUAUGGCAAUUAUGCCAGCACCGCAGCUGCAAGUCCUGCUUCCAGUGCUGGCCCUUCACCUGGCAUUCCUGGAGCUGGAGCUGGAGCUGGAGCUGGAGCUGGAUCACAGUUGAACAUGGCACAGGCGGCACAACUGGCGGGACUCUUGGGUCAAGCGUUGGGCAGCAGUUUGCGUCCAUUGCUAGCCAAUGGCGGUGGCGGUGCGACAGGUGGUGCAUCAGCUGGUGCUGCCGGUGCCAAUCCGCAAGCUCUGAGUAGUCUCUUGGGCUUGUUGGGCUAA
Messenger RNA from Drosophila grimshawi, 726 nucleotides. Its product is annotated as pupal cuticle protein Edg-91. The record is from RefSeq and is a predicted model, not a curated record. The transcript has a single exon. Lineage: Eukaryota; Metazoa; Arthropoda; Insecta; Diptera; Drosophilidae. The coding region runs from base 1 to 726 and encodes 241 amino acids.